GUGGGUUUGACAUUAGGUCCGGGUUUUACCUCAGCUUUCUUUAUUCCACCCUACCUCCCCGUUUCUUUCCCUGUUUAAUGCGCCCCAGCCUGCCGUAUGUGUCUAUUUAUUUAUUUAUGCUUUCUGUCUCACAGUAUUUAGUUGUUUUGUUUUAAGUUUUAGACGUUCCUCCAAUGAGAAGGCGUAAAAGAUGGAGCUUCAUAUUUUAGAGCACAGCUUGAAAGUGGCGAGUAUAGAGAAAGAGGGGAUCGAGAUUUGCACCCAUGGAUUAAUAAAACUCGCCUUCCUGGCCUCCAAAACAAGAUGCAAGUUCUUCAGUUUGACAGAGACUCCAGAGGACUACACUAUCAUCGUGGACGAGGAAGGAUUUAAAGAGCUGCCUCAGUCAAAUCUCAUCAGUGUUGCCGAUUCAACAUGGCUGGCGCUCAAUGUGGUUUCCGGCGGCGGCAACGCUUCCAGCUCGCAGCCUAUCGGCGUCACCAAAAUCGCCAAAUCAGUCAUCGCGCCAUUGGCUGACCACAACAUCUCUGUUUUCAUGCUGUCAACGUAUCAGACCGACUUCAUCCUGGUCCGAGAGCGCGACCUGCCGAUGGUCAUGCACACUCUGUCUUCCGAGUUCACGUUGUUCCGGGUUGUCAAUGGAGAAACAGUCGCCGCACACAAUCUGGGAAUCUCCAACGGAUUUGUGAAGCCAAAACUUGUGCCCCGCCCCAUCAUUCACCCUCUGUCCAGCCCCAGCAACAUGUUUUGUGUGACCAGCUUGGACCCAGACACGCUGCCCUCCGUCGCCACGCUGCUCAUGGAUGUCAUGUUCUACUCUGUAGGGUCAAAAGAGGUCGGGGCGACCAGCGAGGACUCCAGUCACAUCCGUUUCUUCUCCUUCUCGCUGAUCGAGGGCUACAUCUCGCUGGUCAUGGACGAGCAGACGGCUCAGAGGUUUCCAAACAACGUUCUCUUCACCAGCGCCUCUGGUGAGCUCUGGAAAAUGGUUCGAAUUGGAGGACAACCUUUAGGCUUUGAUGAAUGCGGCAUCGUGGCUCAAAUAUCAGAACCUCUGGCAACAGCUGACAUUCCUGCUUAUUACAUUAGUACCUUCAAGUUUGACCACGCUCUGGUCCCGGAAGAGAACAUCCAAAGUGUGAUCAGAGCUCUGCGGACCGAGAGCACAGCGCAGUGAACGACCUUGUUUUGUUUUUUGUUGUUUUUCCCCAGUCAUUUCGUUCAAACGUUUAUCAUUGCCCAUAAAGUGCCAAGAGUGUGUUGGUGGGUUGCUGUGGAUCAGCUCAGAGAAGAAGGAGGCUUCUGCUGCCAUCACUGUUGUUUUUCUCCCUGGAGCCCCCUGCUGGCCGCCGGCCGCCACUGCUUUAGUUUGCUACACUUGAUGUUUCUUUACCUCUAAAAGCUGCUUCCUCCCACCAGCACCAUACUGUAAAACCUACUUCAAUCCUCUCAAGGAAGAAUGACGAAUGUACUCCAAAUCAAAGAAAUAUUCAGUAAGCUCUCCAUCUCUCCCCUCCCCGAUCAUUUUCUCAGUGCCAAUGUGCUUGAACGCCGAACCCAAUGCCUUGUCUGACCGCUGCGCGUUUGCAGUGAAGGAGGCGGUUUCAUAGUUAGACUUUUCAUUUUAUCUUUUAGUCCUUGUUAAACUGAACCAGCAAUGACCUGACCCAGUCCUUCACACCUUAUGGUUAUUAUGGGAAGUCUGGUCUGGCGACACAUGAAGGAAAUCUUAAGAUGUGCUUUGGGAUGUUUGGUGAAUUCACACUGUGAGCAGCCUGGCUGAUUUUAGAACUGUGACUCAAAUGAACUUUUUUUUUUUUUCUAUCUUGAAUUUAGCAUUAAUUACUCUUCGUAAUCUAAUAAAUCAAUAUUUAAAAUUGGAACCUAAAAGAUUUGAUUUCAGGUUUAUAUGAAACACUUUAAAGCACUCCAUCAUUAUUGCACAGUUGUUGUUUAUUGUAACAACAACAUCAUUUGGGAGCUUUACACCUCCCAAAUGAAAUAUUUCACAAAACUUUGUCUCUAAAACCUAAACUGGUUUCUGGAAUAACUUGUAAGUUAAAUAACUUACAAGUUAGUUUUUUGAUUUUAACAGAGAUGCAUUGUAACAAACCCGACGAUUCUCACCAAUUUGAAGUUAUCAAAAUUGUAGAAAUGUAUGGAUAUGUUUUAUAUCUUAUUUCACUAUUGACAUAACAAUUUGCAUUCCCUUAUAUUAGCCAAUCUGGAAAAAAAUUCAUCGCCGUAAUGCUUCUGCUGGUUUCCAUAUGACGUCAGAAUUAUUAUUCUGGGUCAUAUAUUAUUAAAUAUUAUUUAAUGUGUAACUAUUUUGUUCAGUAGAGACAUCUAAUCGGAAAGAAAAAAAACAUGUAAGGAAAAACUGCUAAGUAGCAUGAGCACUGACCGCUCUAUUAAGGAGCGUUAACACUCUUGAAUAAUAAAAAAAAAGGUUUAGAAAAUGAUGCCAAAAUUAUUUUUGAGAUAUUUAAACUCUGGAUCUUGGUCCCUUCAUGGAAACAGGAAAUUCCAGCUGUAACUUGUAAUUCCACUUCUUGGUAACAUUCACCUUUUCAACUUGCUUUAGCCACCAGCUACAACAGUAAGAACCUGUUCUGAUUUAUCUGUUAAAGUUCUGAUUUUAACUUUGGGUCUGAACAGGGAGAGAAUCGGGCUCAGCACCUUCAGUUCUGCUUGAGUCCCCUGUGAAAACAAGAGCCUGACUUAAAAUGAUUUUUAUUCAUAAAACUGAUGUCCAAAUUACAGAAGUUCUCCAGCCAAGAACAAGCAGCUGUUUUUCCAUUUCUAGCCAAAAGUUGGUCUUGACUGACUAAAAUUUUAAACAUUUUGAUGAAAUCCUGAAGUUGUUUUUGACCAGAUUAGGAGAGAAUACAUUUUGAAUACAGAAACAUGAGUCAGCUUGAACCUCCAUAGCAUUAGAUACAGAAACAGCCAUUCAUAUGAGCCAUAAAGCAUCUGAAGCAAACCAAAAUGUUUUUUUCUUCAUUUAAAUGAACAAAACUAAGCUUUCAAUGAUGCUUUCCUAAUGCUUAAAUCAACAUUUUCACCAGAAACGGCUGGAAACUUGGCUAUCUGUGCUUUUUCCCUUCCUGUCGGGUUUUUAUUGUUGCAGAAAGCUGCAAAAUAAAAACUUCACAGAUUAAUGCGUCCUUAAGGCAUUGCACGAUAAUCUUUAAAAACUCCUUUUGAUUUAAAAAUUACUUAAAACAAUUUUAUAAGUAAAUUAUGUGCCGUUUAGCCAGUCAGACCAGUUUUAAAACUCCAUUGUUGGGCCAAUCAGUUGAUCCUUUUUGAGUUGUACACUGCAUUAAAAAAAUCCUUCAACUAUUAUCAAGGGCUUAAAGAAGAUAAUUAGGACCACUGAAUAAAAACAGAAUUUUGAAUUUAAUCUCAGAAUUUAGACUUUUUUUCCUGAAUUCUUUGAAUUCUAAUUCUGCGUCAAAAUAUAAAAAUCACUUGGCUGUUUCUUCCUUGUUUUAGAAUUGUAAACGUUACCCACACUAAAAGCCUGUACCUAGAGUUGAGUUUUAAGACUAGAUUUGGAUAAAAUUGCGCAUAAACAAUUCUGAGAAAAAAAAGUUAAAAUUUUGAGAUUAAAGUCAGAAUUCUUUUUUUUAGCAUCUCUAGUCCUCUUAAGUGUUUACACUUUAAAACCAACUGUUUCACCUCAGAACAAGCCAAUAAAAACCUGCACUCUGUGAUGUUUUUCUGAUGCUGCUGUUGCUCACAGUGUGACGCCGCAGUGAGACUUGAUGAAUGGUGAUCUACAGUCGUAAUAAAUUACUGAGCCACUUUGAAAAUGUGCUGAACAUAAGCUACGGUUCACAGGGGGAAGGAAGGCUCCUCUCCAACCCCUGGUGUCCAUUUAGGUCUUGAAGCCGCCCCCCUCCGGCUCCAGUCUGCACUUUAACACAGGUCCCCCCCCCACACUGACCUGCUGUACUGAUGUGAAACCAGAGAGGACUUCUCACUUCACGAUGAUUUUAUCCACGUGGAAGAAGUUGUGACGAUGUUCUCCCUGGCCUUCAGCCUCUGAUCAGAUUAGUAGAAAUCAUGUCUAUCAGUGUUAAAACUCCAGGAAGGUAACUUUUGUUUUUCUGAUUGCAUUUCAAAGAAACAUGUUAAAAGCUUUUCAUUUGGAGCUUCUCGUGUGAAAACAAAAUAAACGAGCUGUUUUUUUUUUUUUU
Molecule: messenger RNA, 4205 nt
Organism: Poecilia reticulata (guppy)
Lineage: Eukaryota; Metazoa; Chordata; Actinopteri; Cyprinodontiformes; Poeciliidae
Gene: castor2
Product: cytosolic arginine sensor for mTORC1 subunit 2
Biological process (GO): negative regulation of TORC1 signaling
Source: RefSeq, a predicted model, not a curated record